CACCACUAAGGAAGAAAUCACACAACCAAGACAACUGUCGGCCAUGCAAGUUACCAAGGGAGUUCGACGGGGCGAGCCGACAUUAUUAGCGACUUUAAAGGAGGAAAGCCCGCCCGUCAACAAAGAGGAGGACGUGCCACCGAUCAUCCAAACCGUCUUGAAGGCCAGCCAAGACGUGAUGCCACCGAAUUUGCCCAACAAGCUUCCACCUAGGAGGGAGGUGGACCACGCCACCGAGUUGGUCGAGACGGGGGAGAUCCGACCAUCGAAGGCAAGCGUUGUGGCCGACGCAUUGAGUAGAAAAGCCGAACCCGCAACGAUUAGCUCGACAAGGGGGAACUUGGCCGACAUGAUCCGAGAAGGGCUCGAACAUGAUCCAAUGACCAAGGAGCUAAUUCGACUCGUCAAGGAGGGCAAGACGAGAAAAUUUUGGGUAGAGGACGGCCUACUCUACACAAAGGGGCAACGACUCUUUGUUCCGAAGUGGGGCAGCUUGAGGAAGGACCUCAUAAAGGAAUGCCACGACACCAAGUGGACGGGGCAUCCGGGCCAAAGGAGGACAAUGGCGUUGCUCGAGACGGCCUACUUUUGGCCUCACAUGCGGGACGGUGUCGAUGCAUGUGUGAAGACUUGUCUUGUUUGCCAACAAGACAAGGUGGAGAAUAAACAACCGGCAGGGCAGGAGCCUCAUCAAAUGAAUUACCCAAGUACGAGGCAACGUGGAAGACGAAGGAAGACUUGUGAAAAUUUCGAGAUCGUCUCCACUUGUUCGAGGCAACGAGGACGUCGCCGGAUUAGGCGGGGGAGGAUGUCACGGCCCGCGAGUUUUGACCCAACCCCUUGCCGAUUUCCCUUGGGUUGGGGAGGUUACAAAGAGUCCAAGUUGUAGCCCAAGUAGGGUUAGGCCCAAGUUGGCCCAAUUGUAUAGUGGUAGGUAGAGCUAUUUUUGGUAGGUAGGGUAGGUGGUGGUAGGUAGAGACAAUCAAGGGAUUGUUCCACUCCCAUCCGUUAGAUUAGAUCGAUCUCCACCGUCCAUUGAGGAGGUGGUCUUGUAUAAAUAGAGCAUUCGAGCAACACAUUCGGGAGAGGCUGACUUAGCUAUCGCGAGGGGCGAGAAGGAGCUAAGGCCGCACGGUUCUUUGUUAAGGGAACAAGUCCGUGACAGCGC
Molecule: messenger RNA, 1168 nt
Organism: Erythranthe guttata (spotted monkey flower)
Lineage: Eukaryota; Viridiplantae; Streptophyta; Magnoliopsida; Lamiales; Phrymaceae
Source: RefSeq, a predicted model, not a curated record